This is a messenger RNA of Symsagittifera roscoffensis, 1377 nucleotides long. RefSeq names its product mitochondrial basic amino acids transporter-like. The coding region runs from base 1 to 876 and encodes 291 amino acids. The transcript has 7 exons. Gene Ontology annotation, biological process: transport. Gene Ontology annotation, molecular function: transmembrane transporter activity. The record is from RefSeq and is a predicted model, not a curated record. Lineage: Eukaryota; Metazoa; Xenacoelomorpha; Acoela; Convolutidae.
AUGGAUUGUCGACUCGUUGUGAACUUGAGGUAUGCCCAGUUUUUAGGUGCCUUCGGCGUGGUUGCAUGUCAUCCAUUCGAUGUUAUUAAGUGCAGACUCCAGUCACAAACGAUUCAGUCACCAACAAGGAGGUUUGAAGUGGCAAAAAGCAUUUACAAUGUCUACCGCACUGAAUCUAUCACAGGGCUGUACAAAGGCAUGGCUUCACCGUUGGCUGGAAAUACUAUGGUUUAUGGUCUUUUGUUCGGAGUAAAUGAGGUCAUCGCUUCUUCGCAGCAGUUUAACAAAAACAAUCCCUGGCACCAUGUAUUUGGUGGUUUUAUGUCCGGUUCUAUCCAGUGCGUAGUAGGAACUCCAUCUGAGCUGUCUAAAAUCAGAAUGCAGCUUCAAGGAAUUGGGAUCAAUUACACUGCCAAUAAAAACUACAAGAAACAUUAUUCAAAUUCAUUUCAUUGUCUUUACGUAAUCGCCAGGCGACAUGGCUUGAGAGGUGUCUAUCGAGGGUUGUUUGCUAAUUUAAUGAGAGACGGGCCUGGUUUCGCAGUCUACAUUGGCUUGUAUGAAUACUUGUUCACGUUUUUUGAAAUAGACACGACUUCCAAGCGCCUGAUGCUGUCGCCCAUUUUCGGGGCCAUUGCUGGAUGCGCUGGUUGGAUAUCCACGUACCCUUUUGACACAAUCAAAACCGAGUUCCAAGCCAAGUCUCACUAUACUUCUUAUACCGAGGUGGUGACCUUCUUUCGCCAAUCGGAGAUGGGAUUGUGGAGGUCUUUAUGGAAUGGGCUGGGCGCGUGCAUGAUUCGCACUGCAGCCCAGGUACCAACCAUGUUCUACACUUUGGAACUGUUCAGAAUAAUAGCUAGCGGAUCGAAAUAAUUUCUCACAUUAGUCAGGGAUCAAAAUAACCAGAUCACAUAUGUUCGCUUGCUUCUGCUUUUAUUGGUGCUAAAACUUAGUUUGGUAUCUUAUUAAGUUAUCGAUAGUUUAUCUUUGCAAAUGAUUGUUAAAAACCGUUUUUUUUUUGGAUGCUUGCUUCUGCUUUCAUUGGUGCUAAAUUUUAGUUUUGUAUUUUUUAAAUUACUCGAUAGUUUAGUUAUUUAUCUUUGCAAAUAAUUGUGUAAACAAUUUUUUUGGAUCUAGAAUGGAUUUUCGGAUUAUUUGUUUUAAUUUGUAAAUUAAACGGAUUUAUAUGUUGAAUUUUAUGACAGUAACGUGUCGAAAUGGUUUGAUGUGUGCAAAGAAACAGCCCGGAACGGAAGACGAUGGAGAGCACUUUUUCGAGACCUGAAUGUAGCGGGCAAAAGGCAUCAUUGUUCAUGAAAGCCCUACCUGGAAAUGACUAAGGUUCUAUCAAAAUUGAUUGGCAAGUGGUUUGAA